This is a messenger RNA of Clarias gariepinus (North African catfish), 2146 nucleotides long. RefSeq names its product septin 10 (gene septin10). The record is from RefSeq and is a predicted model, not a curated record. NCBI's taxonomy places the organism in Eukaryota, Metazoa, Chordata, Actinopteri, Siluriformes, Clariidae. Gene Ontology annotation, molecular function: GTPase activity; molecular adaptor activity; GTP binding. Gene Ontology annotation, cellular component: cell division site; septin complex; microtubule cytoskeleton. The transcript has 10 exons. Gene Ontology annotation, biological process: cytoskeleton-dependent cytokinesis. Bases 105 to 1394 code for a protein of 429 amino acids.
AACUUUUUCAAUUGGCUUCACCCGCCUCUUCCAUGUCGGUACUUUUUAAAACAUAAAUAAUACUAAUAUAAUAAAAAGUAAUUUAAUUAUAGAAAACACAAAACAUGGCUUCGUCUGAUGUUGCUCGACAGGGGGAGAGAAACACUCGUCCCUUGUCUCUGUCCGGUCACGUCGGCUUUGACAGUUUACCUGAUCAGCUGGUCAAUAAAUCAACCAAUCAGGGCUUCUGCUUUAACAUCCUCUGCAUAGGUGAGACUGGUAUUGGAAAGUCCACUUUGAUGGACACGCUGUUCAACACCAACUUCGAGAACUUUGAGUCGUCUCACUUUGAGCCGCGCGUCAAGCUGCGCGCCCAGACGUACGACCUCCAGGAGAGCAACGUGCGUCUGAAGCUCACCAUUGUCAACACGGUGGGGUUCGGAGAUCAGAUGAACAAACAAGACAGCUACCAACACGUGGUGGAUUACAUCGACACGCAGUUCGAGUCUUACCUGCAAGAAGAGCUGAAGAUCAAACGCUCGCUGCACAACUACCACGACUCACGAAUCCACGCCUGCCUUUACUUCAUCGCCCCGUCCGGACACUCGCUGAAAUCCCUCGACCUCGUCACCAUGAAGAAACUGGACAGCAAGGUGAAUAUAAUCCCAGUGAUCGCAAAGGCGGACACCAUCUCCAAAAGCGAGCUGCACAAGUUUAAGAUCAAGAUCAUGAGCGAGCUGGUGAGCAACGGAGUGCAGAUCUAUCAGUUCCCCACCGACGACGAGACCGUCUCCAAGAUCAACAGCGCCAUGAACGGCCACCUGCCGUUCGCCGUGGUGGGAAGCACAGAGGAGGUGAAGAUCGGGAACAAGAUGGUGAAAGCGAGACAGUACCCCUGGGGUGUGGUCCAAGUGGAGAACGAGAACCACUGUGAUUUUGUGAAGCUGCGCGAGAUGCUGAUCUGCGUAAACAUGGAGGACUUGCGCGAGCAGACGCACACGCGCCACUACGAGCUCUACAGACGCUGCAAGCUGGAGGAGAUGGGCUUUAAGGACACGGACGCCGACAGCAAACCAGUCAGCCUGCAGGAGACGUACGAGGCGAAGCGUCAGGAGUUCCUGCUGGAGCUGCAGCGAAGAGAGGAGGAGAUGAGGCAGAUGUUUGUCCUGCGGGUCAAAGAGAAAGAGACGGAAUUGAAGGAGGCAGAGAGAGAGCUCCAGGGCAAGUUUGAGCAGCUGAAGCGUUUGCACGCUGAUGAGAAGAGCAAGCUGGAUGACAAGAGGAAGGCUCUGGAGGAUGAGAUGAACUCCUUCAGUAAGAAGAAAGCCGCCGCGGAGCUCCUGCAGGGACAAUCGUUCAGCUCCAACUCCAACCUGAAGAAGGACAAAGACCGCAAGAACUCUGGCUUUAUGUGAAGAGGCAGCAUGGGAGACUGAACGCAUUCCACCCUGAACAGAUCUUUCCACAAAUCCUAAAGAGAAAGUGACUAUUAUCCAGCUAAAUUUGUAUCUCUUUAAUGUUUUUAUUAUACAAGUAUAUCAGCAGGACUGCUGUGUGUGUGUGUUUGAGUAUCAUUUGUAUAACUGUAUUUUUUUUUUUAUAUAAAUAUAUAUAUUUUUCUUUCACUUGAUGUUUUAAUGUAGAAUUGAGGAUGUCCACUAGGCGGCGACAAAACUGUAUGUUUUCUAUGUGGGGAACAAAAGUGCCUUUAUAAAAUGUUGUGCCUGUUUGUGCAUCGAAAACCAGCAACAAUUUAUCAGCAGCUGUCAGUUUAUUUUUAAUGCAGAAUUGCACAAUGCGAUGAAACGGUAAGCUGCCAGGAUAAAACUUUGCGUAUAUUUAAAAAAAAAAGAAAAAAAAGUGAUGCAGUAUUGGAAACUAUUUUCUCCUGAAGGUUAAAAAAAAAGACAUGCCACAAGUUUUCUCAAAUCAAUGUCAAUCAUCAAUGUGGCAUUAAUGCUCGGUUCUGUCUUCACCUUGUGCAUGUUUUAUUAUUCAGUAAACCAAUUACAAUUAGACACCUGGUUUCGAACAUUUUUGUGAGCGAAAGAUCACAAUCCCCUCCUUCCACUGUUUUUUUUUUUUUUUGUAUUUGAAGUGUAUUUAUCUAAGCUGUGUAUGGGGUAAAAUUCAUUAAAAGCAUGAAUAAAAUUGAAGUGGAAAUACU